Molecule: messenger RNA, 1515 nt
Organism: Drosophila obscura
Lineage: Eukaryota; Metazoa; Arthropoda; Insecta; Diptera; Drosophilidae
Exons: 5
Coding region: 149-1393 (414 amino acids)
Source: RefSeq, a predicted model, not a curated record
ACCCAAAAAAGAGGAAGAUGUCGUUCCUAAUGAACCACGCAGGCGACAAAGAAACGCAAAAAGCAUCGAAAAGCGUCAGGAAGAGGCAGCUGAUAAUGGGAACACAUCCGAAGAAGGAGUCGCUAAAAAGAUAGAGAACAGGCGAGGAAUGCCACUAAGAAGGCUGAAAACGAAACCAGUAACGAAGCAAGAGGCAGAGACAGACAAAGCAAAUACAGAAGUAAAUCGAAAAGGCACCAAGCAACAGGCAGAGACGGAUAAAGUCAAUAGCAGUGCAGAAGUUAAACGGAGAGUUGGCAGACCUAAGAAGUCCAAGACACCGACACCGCAGGACACCACAGAGAGUAAGAUAAAGAAGGAGAAGCCACCAGAGAAAGAAAAAGCGAAUACUAGUGCAGUGGGUAAACGAUGGGUGGGCAGACUUAGGAAGUCCGAAACACCAACAGGGGAUGACGACCCUAUAAAACCAAAAGUUAGUAGAAGUGAGACACCACCCACUACAGGAAGGAUCACUAGGAGGAAUACUGCCAAGGAGGACCCUAAAGAAGAACCACAAUCCAAAGCUGCUGCAACUCGGGAAUUCGUUGUUAGGAUCAAAAAAGAUCAACAAAGAAAGUCAAGCUCUGUCCCUGAAGAGGAAAGUGAUGGACCAACUACCAGUACCGCAGCAGCUGCAGCAGCAGCAGCACAACAGAAGGAAAUGCCUGGAAAGAAGGGAAGAACAAGGAGUAGCCAAGGCACAGGCCCAUCGUCUCAAGAGAAUGCCCUCAAAGCCAUUAACCAACAUGUGAGGAAGGCUAAAGGACAAGGAAAAAUCAAAAUAGCAUUCUCGAUGUGUAAUCUAGCAGAGUUGGCGUCUGUUCUGAAGGCCUUAAAGCAUUCUGUGGAGAAAACGGACGAUCCACUGAAUUGCGACAUCCUCAUCAUGGACAAGGGUGAUCGCACGUACAAAUUCCUGGUGGGAAUGGCUGCAAAUAAACCGAUACUGUCCAGUUCCUGGCUUCAAUCCAUGAGGGCAACGUCCCGUGCAACCGUGGAGGCGGAACAUCUCUUCUCCGAUUCCAACUUCGAAAAGUUGUACAAAUUCGAUCCCCUAAUGGCACUGCAGCAUCCCCAAUUGUUGAGUGGCUUAAACUUUAUGCUAUGCGAGGGUAUCCAACCGAAUGAAAAAGAAAUGAAAGCCAUCAUUGAAAGUGCUGGUGGCAGGGUGUACACAAAGCCGCCUGUGCUGGAACAUAAGCUGUAUGUCAUAGCUGUGGCCAAGGAUAUCAACCGACACAAGCGACUCUUGCGUAAUCAUUCCAAUGUCCAGUACAUAACCACAGAGGGCAUCAUGAAGACCCUGGUGCAGCAUAAUCUGGCGCUGUUGAACGACCCAAAAGUACAAAUUUGAGUCUCAUUUUCGUAAAUAUUUUUUUGUUCCUUGUUUUUUGUGGCCAUACUCGUAUACAUAUAUAUAUAUAUAUACACAUAUAUUCCAUGUUACUUUAUUUGCAAUUACUAAAUACAUCAUAA